This is a messenger RNA of Morchella sextelata, 1542 nucleotides long. RefSeq lists its product as uncharacterized. The record is from RefSeq and is a predicted model, not a curated record. The coding region runs from base 1 to 1542 and encodes 513 amino acids. Gene Ontology annotation, biological process: RNA (guanine-N7)-methylation. NCBI's taxonomy places the organism in Eukaryota, Fungi, Ascomycota, Pezizomycetes, Pezizales, Morchellaceae. Gene Ontology annotation, molecular function: tRNA (guanine(46)-N7)-methyltransferase activity; protein binding. Gene Ontology annotation, cellular component: tRNA methyltransferase complex; cytosol; nucleus. The transcript is spliced from 3 exons.
AUGCGACACCCCGCGCAACGCCUCCACUUCUGUUCGAGCACCAACACGCUCCUCGUCGCGCUCGGCGGCACCCUGCAGUGCUUCUCCGGCACCACCGGCGCCCUGAUGACGUCGUGGAGCGCGCCGCAGCUCGCGGUGCGUACCACGAAGGAGAAGCGUGCGCAGGAGGAGCAGGAGAAGAAGGCGCAAGAGGAGGGGGAGGAGAAGAAGGCACGAGAGGAGGAGUGGAAGAAGGACGAGGAGGGGAAGAAGGAGAGCUCGCCGAGCAAGAAGCGCAAAGUCAACACGGCGGAGGAGGAGCCGGCCUGGGUGCGGACAUCGAUGCUGGGCGUGGGUGCGCCGCGCGGUGACGGCGAGGGCACGGGCAACAGCAUCACGAGGAUGCUGGCAGUGCAGGGAGGGAAGUAUCUUGUUGUCGUGACGAACGAGGACAAGACGCUGCGGGUGUUUGAGAUUGCGGCGGGCGGCGCGGAGUUGAAGGUUCUGAGUGAGCGCGCAAUGCCCAAGCGCCUCUGCGCAAUCGCCACGGCCGACUCUGAGAGCACAAUUCUCCUCGCCGACAAGUUCGGCGAUGUCUACUCCGUCCCACUUCUCCCGGCGCCCGAAGAGCUCGCUGCCCUCACCACUCCCGCCGCCGCCUCCGCCGUCGCCCCCACUGCAGCACAGCUCGCAAAAGCAGAGCGCGACCGCCUCGCCGCCGAGAAGCGCAAGCGCACCGAGAUCUCCCUCGACCUCCCCUUCACGCACACGCUCCUCCUCGGCCACGUCUCCAUGCUCAUCGACAUCGUCUCCGUGACUGUUCCAGGCCCACAAGACGCCAAGCCGCGCACCUAUGUCCUUACCGCAGACAGGGACGAGCACAUCCGUGUCUCGCGGUACCCGCAGGGCCACGUUAUCGAGGGCUUCUGUCUCGGACACGAGAGCUUCGUAAGCAAGCUGCUGAUCCCCACCUGGGACGCAACUACACUCGUGUCGGGCGGCGGCGACGACUUCCUCCUGCUGUGGGACUGGCGCUCCGGGAAAGCGCUACAGCGGGUCGACGUCGGGGAUUUAGUCGCGGGCGUCGUCGGCCGCAAGGUUGCGGGCGGGAAACUAGACCAGGGCGAGGCCUCGGCCGACAAGGCGUUCAAAGUGACCGUCGUGGGCCUCUGGGAGGUCCCAUCGCUGCGGCAGGUGCUGGUUGUGUUCGAGAGUGUAUCGGCCAUCUUCGUCUUCACGCACGACGAGACCACUGGCAAUCUUGCCCACACCACCACCAUCGCGCUCACCGGGCACCCGCUCGACCUUGCGGUCGAUCCUGCUGGUCCCGCAUUCUGGGUUUCUGUUGUCCCGGUGACCGUAGAAGGACCGACUAUCGAGCAAUUCACGCACUCUGGUUCGCAGCAGUGGGCCAGCACAGGCUCCUCCGAGGCACUGGCGGCCAUUGCGGCGGAGACGGCGAAGGUUGGGUUCGCGGGCGACGAGAAGGUGCUGAAUGAGGGGCUGCUGUAUGCGGUCGGGCUGCUGAGGAAGGGGACGGGAAGGCCGGAGCGGGAGGAGUAA